Fopius arisanus is the source of this 915-nucleotide messenger RNA. RefSeq lists its product as uncharacterized. The transcript has a single exon. Lineage: Eukaryota; Metazoa; Arthropoda; Insecta; Hymenoptera; Braconidae. Gene Ontology annotation, molecular function: catalytic activity. The record is from RefSeq and is a predicted model, not a curated record. The annotation marks the transcript as partial.
AUGGCCUCUGGACAUGCACGGCGGGGAGCGGAUAGUAGGGUUGGGGCGGCCAUUGCCCCAACCCUUGUCCAAUGCUCCCAAAUAAACUUGCAACACUGCAAAGCGGCGACGGCUCUCCUGAGUCGCAGCCAAGUGGUGGAGCACACAGACAUAUGCCUCAUCCAAGAACCCUGGGUGACAGGGGGCAUGGUAAGAGGACUCGACCUCAGGGGCAAUGAGCUUUUCUUUGCACGGGGGGAGCCAGGACCCAGGACUUGCAUCUCCGUUAAAAGAGCUUGCAAUGCCAGGAGAAUGGUAAACUUCUGUCACAGGGACCUUGUCGCGGUGACGGUGGGCCUGCGGGGGGAGGGCGGAUAUGAGGACGUUGUCUUCUGCUCUGCCUACUUCCCGUUUGACUCAGCGUUGCCGCCGCCCACGGGGGAACUGAGGAAGCUGGUUUGCCACUGUAGAAGCAAUGGGCUGCCACUCAUCGUGGGCUGCGACGCAAAUGCGCAGAACGUGGUUUGGGGCAGUGAGCACAACAACGCCAGAGGCAUAUCCCUUUUGGAAUACAUGGCAGACGUGGACCUGGAGGUCCUAAACAGGGGAUCCAGGCCCACGUUCGUCACUUCUCGCUGCCAAUGUGUCAUCGAUAUCACGUUGUGUGACAGAAGGCUAGCGCCACGGUGCGUCGAUUGGAGGGUGGACCGUGAGGACACACUAUCCGAUCACAGACGCAUCAAAUUCAGCAUCGUAGGUAGAGCCGGGAAGAUGCAGGGUCCCGCACACAGGAAUCCCAGGACCACCGACUGGUACUCCUUUAAGGAGGAACUGGAGGUUAGGCUGGGGGAACGGCGGUUGAGACCCAGCAACGUGCGCAGAUUAGAGGAUGAAGUGGACACAAUCCACGACGCCCUGAUCUGCGCUUUCCACAAG